Polistes dominula (European paper wasp) is the source of this 2777-nucleotide messenger RNA. It is a transcript of the gene Sirt6, whose product is annotated as sirtuin 6. Lineage: Eukaryota; Metazoa; Arthropoda; Insecta; Hymenoptera; Vespidae. Gene Ontology annotation, molecular function: transcription corepressor activity; NAD+ binding; histone H3K9 deacetylase activity, NAD-dependent. The record is from RefSeq and is a predicted model, not a curated record. Gene Ontology annotation, biological process: negative regulation of transcription by RNA polymerase II. Gene Ontology annotation, cellular component: nucleus.
AGAGGAAGAUAAUAUACAUAUUAUUUGAAUUUCCCGGGUAACAAUGGUGUUUCGUCAGCGUCCACGCAAGGUGGCGGUAGUUAAUAUCCUACGCUUAUCGAAUAUGUGGGAGAAGGUUUAGGCGUUUACGGGAGCGAAGCCGCGAUAGUCGUUAAAGCGCAUGCUCCCAAAGGUUUAUUAUCUUCUUUCUGUUCAAGUGUCAUUUCAUUGCGUACAGUGCAGUCUAUAAAACAGAAUGCGUUCCCAGUGGAUCUCGAGUUUCCUAUCACUUAUCGUCAUUCGUAGCGUAUAAACAUAACAUAGCGCGGUCAUUAACUUAAAAAUUGUGUUUACGUAGGUACGGUGAGGCUUGAGAAGCCGAUAAUUCACCUUGAAAAUGGUCGUUUUUCGAUUGUAAAGAGAGCGUCGAUACGUUUCCUAAGUCUUUUACUCCUGUUUAUUCCUAUUCUUGUGGAAUUACAAUCGCAAAAUGUCAUGCAGUUACGCGGACGGAUUGUCGCCUUACGAAAACAAAGGGAUUCUGGGUUUAGAAGAGAGAUACGACACCGCAGAAACCCUUCGUAUAAAGUGUGGACUCUUGGCGGAAUGGAUUCAAGGCGCUCGACAUGUUGUCGUUCACACCGGAGCAGGAAUCAGUACAGCUGCAGGCAUUCCAGAUUUUCGAGGAACAAACGGAGUAUGGACAUUGGAACAAAAGGGUUUAAGGCCUUCAAUGAAUAUUUCUUUUGACGAUGCUAUACCAACAAGAACACACAUGGCAUUAAAAAAAUUAAUUGACUGCAAAAAAGUUAAAUUUGUAAUUAGCCAGAAUAUCGACGGAUUGCACCUUAAGUCUGGUAUUCAAAGACAAAAUCUUGCUGAAUUACAUGGCAAUAUGUUUACAGAACAAUGCGAUAAAUGUGGAAAACAAUUUAUCCGUAAUUUUGCGAGCAAAAGUGUUGGUAAGAAAUCUUUGGAUACGGUAUGCAGGUCUGAACAGAUAGGUGGUCGUCCAUGUCGUGGACGUAUGCACGAUACUAUUCUGGAUUGGGAACACAGUUUACCGGAUAGUGAUCUGACAUUAUCAGAUUUGCAUUCCAGCGUUGCUGAUUUGAGUAUUUGCUUGGGAACAACUUUGCAAAUUAUACCAAGUGGGAAUCUUCCAUUGUAUACUAAAAAAUAUGGAGGGAGACUUGUAAUAUGCAAUCUACAGCCUACCAAACAUGAUAAGAAAGCAGAUCUAAUAAUUAAUGGAAAUGUCGAUGAAAUAAUCAUAAGUGUUAUGAAAAAAUUGGGAUUAGAAAUUCCUGCAUAUGAUAUAAGCAUGGAUCCAACACGUAAUCCUGAUACAACAUCUAAGGAAAUGGAUUGGACUAUACCGACAAGCAGAAUAAAAGAAAUGAACGUAUUAUAUAAAAAAGUUUGCAAACCUAUGAGAAGAAAACGAAAAACAUUUAUGUAUGAGAGAGAAAAGCCUGACCCUAAGCAAGAAACAAAGACAAGGAAGUUUACAAUGAAACAAGAAAUUAAAAUGGAGGACAAUGUAGAUAGGAUCCAAGGAAUGCACAACAAACAAGACGAUGACAGUAUGCUUCUCAAUGCUGUUAAAGUUGAGAAAAAAGGUAUUGGAGAUGUUGGAUCUUGUACUUAUUCUGUAGACAAUGUAUCGCAGCUUAAUAAUGCCGACAUAAUGGCUGAAACAGUGUAGCGUGAUUUAUUAGUAGAUGAUGAUUAUUACGCGUUUUAAUAUUUGUAUUAAUCUCUGUGUACGCCAACAGUAUUUACGAGUGCUCAUAGAAUGGAUGUUCAUUGUAUGCGGAGACUGUCUUACAGAGCUUCUGAUUUAUUAUUUCUAGAAAAAGUCUUUCCACAAAAUAUAAGUUUUUAAUUUAUACUACGAGAAUCUAACAAAAAAAGAAAAAAAAAAAAGAAAAUAAAAGAAAAGAAAAAGAAACAAAAAACAAAUAUCUAAGAAAAAGAAGAUAAAGAAAAAAAUCAUUUUUUACGAACCAAUAAAACGCGCGAGUGCUUUCCAAAUUGUAAAUAAGGUCGUGAUCUUCGAAUUCAUUUUCUCUUCCAUUUUAAUGAAUUAUUAUUAUUAUUAUUAUUAUUUUGAUGAUUAUUAUUAUUAUUAUUACACUAUCUCGUCAGCUUUUUACAUCUAUAACGCGUUUAAGCAAAUAUUAUAAGUAUACAUUUUUUUCUCAUAGUGUACUAUAUUCUCUCUCUUUCUCUCUCUCUCUCUCUCUUUGUCUCUCUCUUUCUCUCUUUACUCUAUACGUGUUGUAUAUGCCAACGGCAUAAUUUACAUUUCAAAAAAGUGACAAGGUUGUGCAUAUAAGUGAGUCAAGUUUUUGCAUCUUUUCAAACAAAUCUGGAAGAUAGGGAUCUUUUAUUAUUAAAGAAAAAAAGAAAAAAGAUACGAGCGACGAGAAAAAAAGAAGAAAAAAAAAAGCUCACCAUUUUAUCGACGAUAGGUAAAAAAGGAUGGAAAUCAAAGAAAAAAAAACGAACAAAAAAUGAAAAUAAAUUAAUAAAUAAUUAAAAUAAAAUAAAAGAGAAGAUAAGAGAAAAAAAAAAAAAGAAGAAAUAAAAAGAUAAAAACUACAAAAAAUCUCACGCUUGUUGACAGCAUGUAUUAAAAAACCGUGCACUCUGCAAGUAAAGAAAAAAAAAAAAAUCUUGUAAUAUUUGUAUGUAAAUAGCGACCAUUUGCUUUCAUUUUUUCAAUCGAUAUUCAUUAUUGAUCAAAUUAUCGUCAUGUGUCGAUAAUUAAAUAAAGCUGUCAUAAAAACUAA